Messenger RNA from Daktulosphaira vitifoliae (grape phylloxera), 1165 nucleotides. RefSeq lists its product as uncharacterized. The transcript has 6 exons. Lineage: Eukaryota; Metazoa; Arthropoda; Insecta; Hemiptera; Phylloxeridae. The coding region runs from base 23 to 1165 and encodes 380 amino acids. The record is from RefSeq and is a predicted model, not a curated record.
CAAAGUGAAAAUUACAUUAGAAAUGGACACUUACAGAAAAUUAAAAAAAUUAAUAUUGAAAGGCAUCAGGAAUGAGUAUAAUGAAAACGGAUUUGGUAACUGUGUUCUUGUUGCAGAUGAGAAAUUUAUAUCAGUUGAAGCCUCAACUGAGAAACAUCAGAAUUCGAAGUCUAAAAGUUACGGUCAAAAAUUUGUUUUACGUACUUUUGGAGCUUUAGUCGGUUAUAAACGUAAAAAUUUAUCUAAUAAUGAUAAACAUGAGACUUUAAUUGCAUUGAGUUCCGGAGACCUGUCAUAUAAAAAAGACAAAGUUUUGGAUUUAAAAGAUUACAAAAAAGAUUCAAUCAAAUCUAUUAUGAAGUUGAAUCCAUCCUGUUUUUUGAAAAUUCCUACCUUGCUAUUAAGUGGUGGCAAUAACUUGGCUUUUAAUUUAGCGUCUUUUAGCUCUUAUAGCCCAAAAGAAGAAUGCUAUCAAGAGAAAGUACCAUCAAAAGUGUUUGAAGAGUUAAUUUCUCCAAGACUCGUGCUAAAACUUUUAAAAAACGGAAAAGAUAUUACUUUAAAACGUGAAAUCAGUAAUUCGUUAUUAAAAGCUCAGCAUAGAUAUUCAUGUGAUGUAAUGGUUUCGGAAAAGAGAUCUAGUCCUUACAAUAUAUACAAAAAAUUUCCUUUAAAGGAUAUAUCUCCUACUGUGUUUAAAAGAACACCCUCUCCAAGACUAGGUAAACUCAUUGAAAAGUUUGACAAGUUUUUCAAGGAUAAUAGUAUAAAUUUUCCAACGUAUUCCACACAUAACAGCACUACGUUAAAAAAACAGUUUGCUCAUGAAGUACAAUGUGACAAAGAGACGACUUCUUUACAUAUGCAACCUAACCGAGGGGUUGAUUUACAGCCCUUGAUUAAUAUACGUAAUAAACCUAAUACAAUAUUGAAAACUGAACAUGGUUACUCAGGCAAUAAGAUAGUUUUGGAAAAUACUAAAACCAGUCCUUACGGUAUAUAUCGAAAAUUCCCUUUUAGGGAUAUUUCUUUCGCUGUGUUUAAAAGGACACCCUCUCCAAGACUUGGUAAACUCAUUGAAAAGUUUGAUAAGUUUUUCAACGCUAAAUGCCAAGAUUUUUCUUUGAAUACUACACAAUAUAUCAUUGACGUAGAAAAAAAUUAG